Puccinia triticina is the source of this 756-nucleotide messenger RNA. RefSeq lists its product as uncharacterized. The coding region runs from base 1 to 756 and encodes 251 amino acids. Lineage: Eukaryota; Fungi; Basidiomycota; Pucciniomycetes; Pucciniales; Pucciniaceae. Gene Ontology annotation, molecular function: protein binding. The transcript has 2 exons. The record is from RefSeq and is a predicted model, not a curated record.
AUGCAGCCAUUCCGGGGUGGAUUCUUCAAAUCGACGUGUUUUGUGAAUCCGAUUCAUGAAGAUCCCGCCGAUUUUUGCAUCUUCGUCAACCCCACCGUUAACCGAGGCCAAGGGCUUGUGAUCAUUGCUCCUGAAAAUGAACUCGAACAAGGCGUGGUGGACCUCGACCUUUCGGAUGAUCUGCCUAAUCUAAAUACGAUAGAAGUGGUGGAUAUGCCUGAAAAGGGCGGCAAAGGAGCGGUGGCUUCUCGCAACAUUCUAGUCGGAGAAGAUGUUGCUUUGAUGCGUCCUGUCGUUCUCCUUCCUCUUGGCCAAUCAGUAUGGAAAACUCGCUUCGGUCAAAGUGUUCGCCGGCAAGCCAUCGAUCAUUUACCGCUUCACACUAGAGCCGCUGUGGCCCGUCUGCACGGUGAAGGCACAAACACGGACGAGUUUAUUUCAAAUUUGAUUGAUGUUAACACAUUUAACAGUAAACUCCCAACGGGCUAUGCUCUUGGGAGUCUUGUGGUGGAUGCAUCUCGACUCAACCAUGCCUGCCGGCCUAACGUGAUUUACCGCUUCGAUUUUGGCACACAGAUUUUAAAAAUGAAAGCUUUCAAGCCAAUCGCAAAGGGAGAGGAGCUGACUAUAAGCUGUAAGGAGAGUAUUGUCAUUGGAUUUGCUUUGGAUACUGAAAUCACGAAACUCUUCAGAUCGCUUCCUGGACAUGACCAUAGAGGAGCGACGAGAGGGCCUCAAAAGAACUUUUGGUUUUGA